AUGCCCACAUCCUCUGCGGUCGCCACCUCCCUGGCCAGUCAGCUGGUAGAUCCUGAACGGACUGCUGGGUUCUUCCCUCUCAGUGAGAUGCAGCCUACAGACUCAGCCAGAGCUGAGGCUGUUGCGGAUCCUGGUGCCCCCAUCAUUGGCCUGGUCCUGGCCAUCUACAUCAUCACCUUCAUCACAGGGCUGCCCACCAACCUCCUGGCCCUGGUGACCUUCGUGCGCCAGGUCCGGCACCGGCCCAACCCUGGCGCCGUGCUGUUGCUCAGCCUCACCGUGUCUGACCUCCUCCUCCUCCUCUUCCUGCCCUUCAAGAUGGCUGAGGCAGGAACCAACAUGACCUGGCAGCUGCCUGUCAUUCUGUGCCCCAUCACCAACUACUGCUACUACACCUGCAUCUACGUCAGCACCCUCUUCCUCACAGCGCUGGGGGUGGACCGCUACCUCAGCGUGGCCUUCCCGGUGCAGUACAAGCUGCGGCGGCGGCCGGCCUAUGCCAUGGCAGCCAGCGUGGCCUUCUGGGUGUUGGCCUGUGCCCACUGCAGCGUCGUCUUCAUUGGAACCUACUACAGGAAGCAUGGGCUGAGCCAGAAGUGCUAUGAUAACUUCUCCUCAGACCAGCUCCAUGUGGUGCUGCCCUUCCGCCUGGAGCUCUCCCUUGUUCUCUUCUGGCUCCCAGCCACCAUCACCAUCUUCUGCUAUGUCAACUUCGUGCGGAUCCUCCUGGCGCUGCCCAACAUCCCGCGGCGGAGGAAGCACCGGGCUGUGGGGCUAGCUGUGGCCACCUUGGCCAACUUUGUCAUCUGCUUCGCGCCCUACAACAUCUCCCACGUGGUGGGAUUUGUGGAGAAGCGGAGCCCCCCAUGGCGGAUCUAUGCCCUGCUCCUCAGCACCUUCAAUGCCUCCCUGGACCCUGUCGUCUUCUACUUUUCCUCCAAUGCUGUCCGCAAGGCCUUCGUCACGUGCCUCACCAGUGUGGCAGGCCGGGUGCGGGGGGCCGGGCCACAGGGGCCCUGCCUGGUCACCAGCCGGGAGCAGGGAGAGGACACGCGGACAGGGAGUGGGGACGAGCUGGAGGGGUCAUCUGGGUGA
Molecule: messenger RNA, 1095 nt
Organism: Alligator sinensis (Chinese alligator)
Lineage: Eukaryota; Metazoa; Chordata; Crocodylia; Alligatoridae
Product: free fatty acid receptor 2-like
Exons: 2
Coding region: 1-1095 (364 amino acids)
Biological process (GO): G protein-coupled receptor signaling pathway; cellular response to fatty acid
Cellular component (GO): plasma membrane
Molecular function (GO): G protein-coupled receptor activity
Source: RefSeq, a predicted model, not a curated record